CAGUAGGGUUUUUCGGGAAUCAAACACCACCGUUACUUUCCGCUCAUCUCUCUCUCCUAGGGUUUUCUCGACAAAAUUCUAUUCUCAUCCAUGGAUCUUACCAAGAAGCGCAAGGCCGACGAGUACGGCAGAGCAUACCCCUUGACCAGCGACAUCAACAACACUGCAGCGGCCGGCGCACCGCCGCCGAUCGGCAUCUUAUCUCCCGAAGAUGCAGAGAAGAUCCUCGAACCCUUCACAAAGGAGCAGCUCCUUCCUAUCCUACGUGCGGCUGUCCUCCGUCACCCCGAUGUCUUGGAGGCGGUGCGUACCGUCGCUGACGCCGAUCCUGUCCAGCGCAAGCUCUUCGUUCGCGGCCUCGGCUGGGAAACCACCACCGAGAAACUUCGCCAAGUGUUCGCUGCGUAUGGGGAGCUCGAUGAAGCCAACACCAUCGUAAUUACUGAUAAGAACUCUGGAAAAUCUAAGGGUUAUGGAUUUGUAACGUUUAAGCAUAUUGAUGCCGCUAUCUUAGCCCUCAAAGAGCCGAACAAGAAGAUUGAUGGACGUAUAACAGUGACUCAACUCGCAGCCGCUGGAAAUUCAGGUAAUUCCCACUCUACUGACGUGGCGUUAAGGAAGAUUUACGUUGGUAAUAUUCCAUUUGAGAUUUCCUCCGAGAGGUUGUUGGCUCACUUUUCCAUGUACGGUGAGAUUGAGGAAGGGCCACUAGGAUUUGACAAGCAGACUGGGAAGGCCAAGGGUUUUGCAUUUUUUGUUUACAAGACAGAGGAAGGUGCAAAGGCGUCGUUGGUUGAUCCCAUGAAAACUAUAGAUGGGCAUCAGGUGGUGUGUAAGUUGGCCGCAGAUAACAAGAAACAGAAGCCAAAUGUUGGCCCCCCAGGAGGCAUGGUUCCUGGGAUGCCAAAUUCUGGGCCCAUGGGAAUGCAGGCGCCGAAUUAUGGAAUGGGAGGUUAUAUGGGGUAUGGGCCAGGGCCGAAUAUGCCUCAGCCACCGCAGCGGACGGGAAUGAUGCAUCAAAAUUCAGGCUACAAUACUGCAAUGGGUGGACCAGGAGGACCAGGCGGUCAAGGUUAUGGUGGUGGAUAUGGAGGGGGUGCAUCCAUGUAUGAUGGUGUAGGUGGGACUGGACCUGGGGAAUUUGGUGGAGGAUUGGGCAGUGCUGGAGGCUAUAGAAUUCCUCCUACCAGCAUUGGCAUGCAGAGCUCAGGGGGUUAUCCUGAUGGUGGGAACUAUGGGCUUCAGGCUACAUACCCAUCCCAGCAGAACCAUCCCGGAGCUGGUCCAGGGCCCAGGCUUCCAACUUACCAGGGUAUGCCGCCAUACUGAGGUGUUUUGACAGCUUCUUGGGCGCAAAUGUUUUAAAUGGUUGUGGUGAUUAUGUGAUUGCCGACUAUGAAAUCUUUGGUUGAUAAAUGGACUGCUGUAGAUCUUUGGCUGCUCUACUCUAUCUGCACCCAUAAGUUGUGGAUUAUGAGCUAUAUUUGUGCUAGAAUGAGCUCAAAGUUGUUACUUGAGACAUUGGUGUAUUAUGUGAUAAGUAGCUCUGAAGUGCUCUAGAUCUGAUUUUGCGUUUUAUAUGACAAGCUUCAGUUUACUUGCCAUUUUUAUUUCUAGAAUAUUGUAAAGAGCUACUUCAUUUUACCUUUAGUUACUUAUUUUGUCUUUAUGUUUUUCAUAUAUAUGCAUUAUCUGCGGCGCACUGUGGUAUAUGUGGAAGCUUUGCCAUUUCAUUGGUUUUGGCACCCAAAAAUCUCCUGGGGCAUUGGCACAGUCUUAUUUUUCUCUUUUCAAAAACAUUUCCUUUUGUUAGGUGUCGGGAUAACGUAAGCUUUUUCCAUUCUUUUCAUCUGAUUCACGAUUCACUUAUGGCAUUGUUCUUUAGUACUUCAGCAAACUAUGUAUCCAGCUUUAAAAAGUAGGCAAAGAAUCAUGGUGCUACUCAAUCAGGGGAAUGGAGCACAUUGUGUUCUUCCCCCAAGCAUAAUUUUCUUUUUGUUUCUUUUCUUUGUUUUUUUGUUUUUUAUAAUCUGCAUCCUUGGCCGCUCUUCACCCAUCAUUAACAACCAUUUCUUUUUUAAAUAAAAUGGCCUUUUAUGAACUUGGAAAUUUACCACAGAUAAUUAGGUUGUAAUUGUGAUUAAGUUACAUUUCUUCCGAUGGGACCUGUUUUGCUCUGGGCAUCCUUCUAACUGCUGAUU
Sesamum indicum (sesame) is the source of this 2201-nucleotide messenger RNA. Its product is annotated as RNA-binding (RRM/RBD/RNP motifs) family protein. Gene Ontology annotation, cellular component: nucleus. Lineage: Eukaryota; Viridiplantae; Streptophyta; Magnoliopsida; Lamiales; Pedaliaceae. The record is from RefSeq and is a predicted model, not a curated record. Gene Ontology annotation, molecular function: RNA binding.